Molecule: messenger RNA, 1083 nt
Organism: Symbiodinium sp. CCMP2592
Lineage: Eukaryota; Dinophyceae; Suessiales; Symbiodiniaceae
Source: the annotation of a GenBank genome assembly
AUGGCGCGUGACUUCCUGGGCCUGAGCACUGCUCUGACAGUGGCGGCGGUCUGCGCCUGCACGGUGCUGCUGACCGGGGAUGUGGCCUUCACCGCAGGCCUGAGCCGUGGGCCUCAGCUGCCGUCGCCCUCGUCGGGAUCUUCCAGCCUGGCUGGCUCUCCUUUCGCUUCGGCACACGAGACAUUGGGCACCAAGGGUGUCCUCUGCUACGGCAUGGGCUUCGGUGUGCUUAUGGCACUUGGCCGAGGUCUCAUUUCCCAGGCAAGAGUUUCCCGCCAGGCAAGCUCGGACAUUGCGGUGAAGGAGGCGGCUGAUGUGUCCAAGAUUGCUUACCUGCAGGACAUUCCGCGCACCAUUGUGGAGAAGGAUGCCUUGGAGCUGAUCUUGAAGAACACCCCGAAGGAGCAGUGGGAGAACCCCCCAGAGGACAGCUACCUCUACACGGUCAAGGCUUUCGCAGAGAUGUACGGGCCUGGAAAGGCCACCAAGAUGGGCUGGUGGGACUACUACAGGCUGAAGAUGGACAUGCCGGACACCACCAGGCUGUCGUCUGAGCGGGAGCUGCAGGAGAUCGAGGAGUACGAGAAGCUCAUGAUGUCCGGCAAGGUCCCAUUCGCAGUGCCUGGACCUUCUGGCUACUUCUUCACCGGCUUUGUCACGCAGUGGAAGGGAAAAGAGCCCUUCGCUGGUGACCAGGUCAUCACGCUCACUGAGAACGGCCUCUUCGCCAAGCAGUUCCUGAGCGCAUUGGCCUUCUACCGCGAGGGCUUGAAGCCUUGGCAGCGCGGCCUGGAGAUUGGCAUGGCACACGGCUACUUCCUGAUCGGACCUUUCACCUCCCUGGGUCCUCUGAGGAACACCCCGGAGGCUGCCACUGUGGGUCUGUUGUGCGGCUGCGCCAUCGUGGGCAUCGUGUCCAUCGGAGGCUUGAUCUUCGGCAGCACCAUCAAGCCCACCCGCUUCGACAAGGACGGGGACAAGCCAGGUGCAGGCUUCAUCGAGAUGAUCAACUGGCACGCGGUCGGAGGCCUGGGUGGGGCGGGCUUCGCGCACGCCCUGAUCACCGUCUUCGGCUCAGGCUAG